AUGUUUGACAUUCAUAACAAAGAUUUAAACGACGUACACAAAUCCUGUCAAGGGAGACUGAUUCAGUCGCGAUCUUUUGCGUUGUCAAAAACAGACGACGACCGUGUAGAACACGAAAGCGACGACUUUCACGGUCACAAGGACAGAGAGGCUACCAGCACAGCGUUCGAACAGAACCUCAAAGUUCAGUCUCGCUUCAUUUUCAGAAAACUUCAAAAGACGUCUGGCGACAUGUUUCUAGAUGCGAUGCGUCGGAAGAGGCGUAUGCUUGGACGAAAUGAAAAUCUACGUUUUCGCGAAUUGUACAAACCACCGGAGCCUGUAGCUGUUAUAUUUGUAAUUGUAGUGGGACUAGCAGUGACGCUUAUUUUAACAAAAUCGUGGCCAUUUUUCUCGUAG
Molecule: messenger RNA, 399 nt
Organism: Plasmopara halstedii
Lineage: Eukaryota; Oomycota; Peronosporomycetes; Peronosporales; Peronosporaceae
Exons: 1
Coding region: 1-399 (132 amino acids)
Source: RefSeq, a predicted model, not a curated record